Danio rerio (zebrafish) is the source of this 1855-nucleotide messenger RNA. The record is from RefSeq and is a predicted model, not a curated record. Lineage: Eukaryota; Metazoa; Chordata; Actinopteri; Cypriniformes; Danionidae.
AGGCGCACCUGCUGCAUUCGCGAGCUCAGAGAUUUCAGCUUCUCACGAACAGCAGCACAGAUCUGCAGUAACAUGAUGACUGACUGCAUCAAAAACUGCUGCAGGACGUUUGCGUCCAAGAAAAAUGAACCAGAGAUUCAGACUGCUGAGUGCAAUGUGAAGAGGGGUGUUGGAGUUUCAGAGGAUUAUCUGCUUUCUAAACUGCCUCCGGACGGCCGAGAGGUUCCUUUCAUCAUCCCAACCUUCAAACCUUCAUACAUCCAGCCGAGAGGAGCACAAUACUCUGGCCACAACAUUGGACAGCAGAGCACCACAAGGUCCACUUACGCAGAAAGGAAGGCAGAGCUGGCAGGAGUCAGUCAAAUGAUGUACGAUCCUGAUGUGAACUUAAACAGCAGUCAUAUGAUCAGCUACGUGUCGCCAGGUUCACUGAGACGCCCUACUCUGAAAAACAGAGUCAACUACAACCCUGGCACAGGUUUGGAUCACAGCGACGCACAGAGACUCUGUCUGUCCAUGUUCGAUCUGUCAAAUCCUCAGGGCCGUGUUGAGCGUUAUGAUUCUGUAUCCAGCAUCCAGAGCAGCACAUCCUCCGUUCAGGAUUCCUUUGGGAGCAGCCGUAGUCUAGAAUCCAUCACGCUGUCUGGCGAUGAGCGGGAUCGUGAGCCGGGGAAAGUGUGUGUUCACCUGAAGUAUGAGGCGGCGGUGGAGCAGGUGUGGAUCACCUUAGUAAAGUGCACAGACUUGAGUGUCUAUAAUGAAAGAGUGGAGCAGCAGAAGAUUGGGGUUAAAGGCGUCAUCACCGUGAACAAGCCGGUCCGGUUUAAGAGUACGCUUAAGGAAGCAUCAGAAGACACUGUCUUCAUGGAGACAUUUGUGUUCACGCUGAACCUGGAGCAGAUCCGCAGGUCUGCACUAGUGCUGCGGCUGCAGGCUCACACACCACGCAAACGCACACUGGGGGAGUGUGUGCUGUCUCUACGAAGCCUCGGACCGCAGGAAACAAAGCACUGGCUAGAGUUCAAGCAUCCUUCUAAAACACAUGUGUGCCAUGCUGAGCUUCAGCUGGCCUUGUGUUUCCAGCCUGUGAACAGUCGAAUGCAGCUCCAGAUCCUCAGCACUCAAAACCUUCCUUCAUCCUCCUCACCGCUCACACAGAGUUACUUUGUGAAGGUUGACUUGCUGGGUGAGGGUAAGUUCUUACUGAAGAGGAAGACGAAGGCGGUGAAGUCUUCAGGAGGGCAGGUCCAGUGGGGAGAAGUGCUUCAUUUCCCUAUCACCAGUCAAGACCACAAUCUGCAACUGUCAGUUAAACUCUACAGCCGCAGCUCAGUGAGGAGAAAACAUCUGCUGGGACAGGUGCUCUUGAGUUUGGACAGCAGUUCUCCUGAGGCAGUGGAGCAAUGGAAGGAUGCAAUGGCUAAUCCUGAAAAAGUGGUGACAUCAUGGCACAGAGUUAGUCGACCCUGAAACAAGAAAGAUGCUAUAUUUUUGAGCUAAGUGCAUUUUAAAUGCAACUUAAAAAAAAACUUGUUCAUGUUCUUGUUGAAAUAUGAUUAUUGUAAGUGGAAUGCAUUUGUCUAAAAUGCUGUGGUAGUACACACACGUUUACAUGUAUAAACUGAGUCGGACCAGUUGAGUCGCUCCUAAUGUAGCUAAUCUAGUUUGUAGAUUUAACAUAUAUGUUCCUCAUCUGGUAUAAGUUUGAGAACAUGCAACUGUCUAAAAACCUCUGAUAAUAUCUUAAAUGUUUUAAUACAAUAGCUGUCAAUUAUGUCUCAGUUUAAAACAAACAAAAGCAUUUCUAGAGUUUCAAGAGUUCACACUUAGCUGAUGAUUUGGAGAGCCCUGAGCU